UCAAUCUUUAGUGAAAGAAUCAAGCAAUAGACCAUUGCCCAAAUGCAUAUUUAAACCCUUCACACCCAGCUGUCACAUGGAAGCCAAAGCACUUAAACUUAUCGUAAGUUGUAGCACAAAAAGCAUGGCCACCACCACCAGCCAAACUACAGCACCCAGCAACAGCACCACCGCUGCUGCCGCCAUUUGCUUCUCCAAGUAUCUUCAUUCGCUGUCCCAAACACCCCACAGACUUAGGAGGAGAAUGCUUGCCACAUGGACCCCUGACGAAGAGCUGAACCAAGUGAGGCAAAGGUCAGGGGCAGACAUGAAAAGGAAACUCAACUGGUAUGAUUUGAUGGCCCUCGGCGUUGGAGGAAUGCUUGGUGUUGGAGUCUUUGUCACAACUGGACCUGUCGCCCACCAGACGGCUGGCCCUUCCGUUUUCAUUUCCUAUAUCGUAGCUGGAAUGUCAGCCCUCCUUUCUUCCUUGUGUUACGCUGAAUUCUCUGUCCAAAUCCCAGUUGCAGGUGGUGCCUUUAGUUAUCUCCGAUUGACCUUUGGAGAAUUCGUGGGUUACUUUGCUGGGGCUAAUAUACUUAUGGAGUACGUAUUAUCAAACGCCGCUGUUGCCAGAAGUUUUACUGAGUAUUUAUCCUCUACAUUUGGAGAAAAUGAUCCAAGGACAUGGAGAGUAGAAGUGAAUGGUUUGGUAAAGGGAUAUGAUAUGUUGGACUUCCCAGCUGUUGCUGUUGUUCUUAUUCUCACUCUCUGCCUUUGCCAUAGCACAAAGGAAAGCUCCCUGUUGAACUUAAUUAUGACAGUCUUCCAUGUGGUUUUCUUUGGAUUUAUUAUAAUUGCUGGUUUCUGCAAUGGGACUACCAAAAACUUGAUGAAGCCAAAAGGAAUUGCUCCUUAUGGUGUUAGAGGUGUUCUUGAUGGGGCAGCUAGGGUUUACUUCAGCUAUAUCGGCUAUGACUCGGCUUCAACCAUGGCGGAAGAGAUCCAAAACCCUUUGACGAGCUUGCCAAUUGGAAUCGUUGGUUCCGUUGUCAUCACCUCUGUGCUUUAUUGCCUCAUGGCCUUGUCCUUGUGUUUGAUGGUUCCUUACAACAAGAUAACAGAAAAAGUGGCAUUUUCGACGGCAUUCCAAGAAAUUGGUUGGGGAUGGGCAAGCAAUGUGGUAGGGGCUGGUGCAAGCUUGGGGAUUGUCGCUUCACUUUUGGUAGCAAUGUUAGGCCAAGCAAGAUACCUUUGUGUCAUUGGAAGGGCCCGGCUGGUGCCCUCAUGGUUAGCCAAGGUCCAUCCUUCAACUGGCACUCCAUUGAAUGCCACCCUUUUCUUGGGACUUUGCACAGCAUCAAUUGCGCUCUUCACCGACCUCGAAAUAGUAAUAGAAAUGAUCUCUAUCGGUACGCUCUUGGUGUUCUACCUUGUGGCGAAUGCUCUCAUUUACCGGCGAUAUGUGAUCAUUAGCAACAACCCUCCAUUUCAAACUCUUUUGUUCCUCUUCCUCCUCUCAUCAAGUGCUAUUGGCUUUUCCAUGUCAUGGAAGUUUCAGCAACAAUGGUGGGGACUACCACUUUUCGGGGUGUCUACAGUCACCAUCAUUGCCUUCUUCAACUACGCCGUUCCUUGCGUUCGCCAUCAGAUAGGGUGGUCGAUGCCAUUCAUGCCAUGGCCUGCUGCACUGUCCAUCUGCCUUAAUGUGUUCCUCAUGACGACACUGAAGAAGUUCUCGUUCGAAAGGUUUGCAAUAUGGACAUGUUUCAUAACGCUGUUCUAUUUGUUGUAUGGUGUUCACUCAACCUAUCAGGCAGAGGAGAUGGGGAGUGGUGAGGAUGAAGUGAAUCCAAGCUCGGCUGUGCAACAAACUAAGCUAGACAAUAUGCAAGUACUUUGACUAAAUUAUGUAAUAUCUUCUUUCUUCUUUAUUUCUAUUUUUUGCUUCCUAUAGCAGUUUUUGUGGUAUUUAAGUUUGGGUUUAGGAGUUCCAAUCAAGCAAAAAGGAAUUCCAAUGAAGCAAAAUAGCAAAGUUAAUUCUGUAUGAAAUUACCGUAUUAAAACAAAGAGUAAUGGAAAACCAAAGUGCUGUCUAUGUGUGUUGAGGGAUUCUCGGACAGAAGCUUCCGUGACACGUCAUUCGCCUGCAACUGGUUCCCACACCAGCCUGUUUUGGAGGAGUCGAAUGAAGGUGGGAUCACCUUAUGUGUGUGUCUUAAGCGGAUUAUGACAUACAUGGGAAGCCCCUACCCAAGAAUUUUUUUUUUUUUUCAAAGCAAGGAUAUGAUGUACCUUUUUUUUUUUUUCUGCGGUUUUCCAUAUUUGCUUCAUCUGUAACUAUCAUCACAGAAACUCUUAAUGGGAGCGGAAAAAAGAUGAUUGGGAUCACUCAGCAGGUAAAUGGUGGACACUAAACUAAAACAAUAUCAUGGUCCAAGGAUAAGAAAGGGGGGGAUUAUGAACC
This is a messenger RNA of Pyrus x bretschneideri (Chinese white pear), 2446 nucleotides long. Its product is annotated as cationic amino acid transporter 6, chloroplastic-like. Bases 77 to 1882 code for a protein of 601 amino acids. Gene Ontology annotation, molecular function: amino acid transmembrane transporter activity. NCBI's taxonomy places the organism in Eukaryota, Viridiplantae, Streptophyta, Magnoliopsida, Rosales, Rosaceae. Gene Ontology annotation, cellular component: plasma membrane. Gene Ontology annotation, biological process: amino acid transport; transmembrane transport. The transcript has 5 exons. The record is from RefSeq and is a predicted model, not a curated record.